This is a messenger RNA of Trichomycterus rosablanca, 3709 nucleotides long. It is a transcript of the gene lingo1b, whose product is annotated as leucine rich repeat and Ig domain containing 1b. The coding region runs from base 133 to 1995 and encodes 620 amino acids. NCBI's taxonomy places the organism in Eukaryota, Metazoa, Chordata, Actinopteri, Siluriformes, Trichomycteridae. Gene Ontology annotation, molecular function: epidermal growth factor receptor binding. The transcript has 3 exons. Gene Ontology annotation, cellular component: extracellular matrix. The record is from RefSeq and is a predicted model, not a curated record.
CUUUACCCGUUAGCGCGCCGCUAAAAACAACUCUGACUAUCAAGUUACACGUGAUUAAGUAGCUCAAAAAUCAAGGUUCCUGCCAUCAGCAGCCUGGCACACGGUGCCAACUGAGACGAGCUCCUGACGGGCAUGAGGAGGGUAACCAGCAGAAUGGUGGCUGGCGAGGUGAGUGGGCACAGCUACCUGGUGGCAUGCUGGCAGCCCAUUCUCAUCCUGAUGCUGGGCACUGUGCUCUCAGGCUCAGCCACAGGAUGCCCGUCCCGCUGCGAGUGCAGUGCCCAGGAGCGCUCGGUCCUGUGCCCCCGCAGGAAACUGGUCGCCCUCCCGGAGGGGAUACCCAUCGAGACUCGGCUGCUGGACCUGAGCAAGAACCGCCUGAAAGCCAUCAACCCCGAAGAGUUCAUCAACUACCCCCACCUGGAGGAGCUGCAGCUCAACGAGAACGUGAUCGCCGUCAUCGAGCCGGGCGCCUUCAGCAAUCUGUUCGGGUUACGGACGUUAGGACUGCGCAACAACAAGCUGAAGCUCAUACAGCUGGGGGUCUUCACCGGCCUGAGCAACCUCACCAAACUGGAUAUUAGUGAGAAUAAAAUAGUCAUCCUUUUAGACCACAUGUUCCAGGACCUUUACAACCUCAAAGAGCUUGAGGUGGGAGAUAGUGAGCUGGUCUUCAUCUCUCAUAGAGCCUUUAAUGGACUCAGUAGUUUAGAGCAGCUCACCAUGGAGAGAUGCAACCUGACCUCUGUGCCCACAGAGGCGUUUAGUCACCUUCAUAACCUGCUGGUGCUCAAGCUGUGGCAUUUUAAUGUGAACACCAUUAAAGACUUCUCCUUCAAGAGACUCUACCGGCUGAAAGUCUUAGAGGUCACAAACUGGCCGUUCCUCAGUAGCAUGACGGAUAAAGCCCUGCACGGGCUCAACAUUACCAGUUUAAGCAUCACACACUGCAACCUUACUGCCAUUCCAUAUGUGGCCAUCCAGCAUCUUGUGUACCUUCGCUCCCUCAACUUCUCUUUCAACCCCAUAGAAACUGUCGAGGGCAACAAGCUGCACAAUCUGAUGAGGCUGCAGGUUUUCGACCUGGUAGGCGGCCGCCUGGUCGCUAUUGAGCCUUACUCGUUCCGGGGACUGAACUACCUGAAGGUGCUUAACAUUUCCAGCAAUAGCCUGAGCACUUUGGAGGAGUCUGCCUUUCACUCCGUGGGGAACCUGGAGACGCUCGCCCUGUACGACAACCCCUUGGCAUGCGACUGCCGCCUGCUGUGGGUUUUCCGUCGACGCUGGAGGCUCAACUUUAACAAGCAGCAGCCGUCCUGUGCCACGCCCGAGUACGUGCAAGGCAAGGAGUUUAAAGACUUCCCAGACAUCCUCCCUGCUAACUACUUCACCUGCCAGAAGUCCAAGAUCCGGGACCACAAACCCCUCCAGAGAUUCGUGGACGAAGGGACAACGGUUCAUUUCGCAUGCCAAGCGGACGGAGAUCCCACCCCCGUGAUCAUGUGGCAGACUCCCAGGAAGCAAAUCAUCACCAUGAAAAGUGUCGGGCGUCUGUUGGUGUCCCUGGACGGCACCCUCGAGGUGCGAUACGCCCAAACGAAAGAUAACGGCACUUAUACGUGUAUAGCCACCAACGCCGGAGGUAACGACACCAAGCUCGCCCAUUUACACGUCCAUAGUUAUUCCCCCAACUGGCCCAAUCAGCCAAAUAAAACAUUCGCUUUCAUCUCCAACCAGCCCAAUGAAAGUGGUGCCAACGAGACUGGAAGAUCAGUCCCAUUUCCCUUCGACAUGAAGACUCUCAUCAUUGCGACUACUAUGGGAUUUAUUUCUUUCCUUGGAGUGGUUUUGUUUUGUCUUGUUCUCCUCUUCCUUUGGAGUCGAGGGAAAGGUAACGCCAAGCCAAACAUCGAGAUCGAGUAUGUGCCACGUAGAGUCGACGGAGAGGCCACUCCGACCGAGGAAACCCAUAAGAUCAGAAUGAAAAUGAUGUGAACAUUUAACUUCAAGUGCUGAUGCUGGUGUGGAAAAAUCCCUGGCCUGGCAGAAAUGUAUUUAGGAGUCAGAGGCAGACGUGCUCCUGGUUCCCCUCAUGGACCUGAUAGAAGAUCAAUAAUGAAAGUAAAGCCUUUUAUUCUCUCAGCUCUGCUGGGAUUGUUUCUUUAAAGUCAGAACCAAUUUUACGGGAGAGCCAUAUUUCUGUUUUUAUUAUUUUGAUAACGCGUGAACACGGGAUCGGCCCCGACCCAGACGCCAGGUUUAAUCCGUACUCGUCUGUCCUCUACUGUUUUGUACAUAAUAAUUUCUAUGUACAUUGGAUGUACAUUUGGAAAUAUAGCUAUUAAAAAGGGUUGAGAAUUAUAUUCAUGGGUUGAGCGUAUCGGGAUCCUCGUGAUUGUGAUCGGCGUACGUGAGUGAGAGACACUGUAAACUAUAAACAUGUCCGGUUACGUUUCUGUAAAUGUCCAUCGCUGAGGUUUAUAAGGGCCACAUUAUUUUUAUUUACAACUAAUUCAUGAUUAUUCUUGACAAUCAUUCAUUUACAGUAUAAAGUCAAGUGCUCAGUCUUGAUUAUGACCCUUGAUGGAGGAUAUAAGCCCGGUAUCACAAGUAAAGCUGUGAGAUGAUGGAUGUGAUCUAUUCUGGAGUGACCCGCCCGAUGGAAGUUGAUUUUGAUGAAAGAACGCUCAUGUUAGGCAUCGGUAGAGUCGUAAAACUGAAUUUCCUGAAAGCGUAAUGCAGAUUUAAUCUUCUACAUUAAUGCAUGUGUGUUUGUGCAUUAGGAUGAGCCUCUGUUUGAUGAUGAGAUGCCGAGUUGCAGAGAUGAACUCCUAGAGGCAAAAAUAUGUGGAAAUCUUAUCAAAUCCUUGGCUAUUAAUAUGCUCCCCCCUCCAUUUAAAGGCUUUUGGGUUUGCUUUCCAUAUGAUUGUGGAUUAUUUUUGACAUUUAGUCAAAGUCAGACAUUGAAGCUGAUCAGACAAGCCCGGCUUACAAUUGACAUUCCAUUCAAACCCAAAGAUGUCCAUCGAGGUUCCGGUCACACCAGACCAUCCUUACAGACCUUGCUUUGUACUGAAGGGGCGCAGUCCUGCUGGAACCACUCGAUCCUGGAGUCACAUUUUCCAGCAGCGUUAAAGAACCCUUAGAAAUUCUAGAAGCCCUUAAAUCCAAAAGUGAGCAUAAUAUCCUAGAAAGACGUUAUUAUUCGGAGUGUACUUCACAAUGCACAUUCAGCAACUGUUCUGUUUUGUUCUACAGAGGUUCUCCAACAGCGUGAGGAUCAUCCAAAUAGCAAAACUCAUUCUGAGAUGUGAGAGCUCAAGAAUCAGGACAUGUUCAUUAAAUAUGUAGUAAAAUUUUAGUGGAAUUCAUCUGAAGUUAGUCAUCUGAGAGGAUCUUAACAGGUUUGACUGGACAGGAUCACUUCAGAAUGGAUCACAUCCAGAAUUUCUGAACGUGAAGGUAAGAGUUCAGACUGAAAGAGAGGAACCGUAACAAAUCUUCUGGUUGGGUUUGCAUUAAAAUGAGUUUUAUUUCUUCAUGUACCUUCCUGAUGAAUCGACCACACAUUAAUUUAUGAUUGAUGAUAUUUAUGUAUAAAUGGCAGGGACUCUUCUGAAGGUAAAUGUGUUUGGCCCUUGAGAAUCGAUCAGUGUUGCCUCUGGAACGAUGCCAGACUUUAAAAAAGAUUAAAACCGUAACGUUUCUA